GCAAAUGUCAUCCGCACGAAGUUGAAAAUAAUAAAAUAAACAAGAAACAAACAAAAUAAGACUGAAAAAUUCACCGCUCUUCUGCUAUAACAGAGUAUAUGUGAGUGAGAGAAGAAAAAGAAGAGAAGAAGAAGAAAGAAAGAAAGAAAGAAAGAAAGAGAAGAGAAAAUGCCAAGUAAAAGAUUUGCAGGUUCUUUAUCAACCCCAAGAGUUGAUGUGGCAAUCGACAUGGGCAAUCCCUUCCUCAAUCUCACUGUCGAUGGUUUCUUGAAGAUCGGAACUGUUGCAGCUACUAGAGCACUUGCAGAGGAUGCAUAUUAUGUCGUUAAACGAGGGAACAUUUCUCGUCGCAAUCUUGAGCAAACUGGAAAUGGUGCAUUCUUGAUUUUUUUUACUAAUGGGAGGUACUAUGGUUUGUGGUUGCAGCUGAAAAAGAUGUGCAAAGAAGGUGCUUAUUGGGGAACUGUUGCUGGAGUGUAUGUCGGAAUGGAAUACGGGAUGGAGAGGAUUCGUGGCACCCGAGACUGGAAGAAUGCUAUGCUCGGUGGUGCAUUGACCGGAGCACUGAUAUCUGCUGCCAGUAACAAGGGCAAAGACAAGAUUGUCACAGAUGCCAUAACCGGAGGUGCCAUUGCAACUGCGGCAACGUUCCUCAACUAUCUCACCUGAAUUGUGACCGGAGCUUGAACUGUUCGUACCGUGGAAAAUUUUUGGUGUUAGAUAUAAUGAUUAUCGUGUUACUUUCAUCAUAUGUCGGACUGUAAAAUCGAACAAUUGAUGUUUACUAGAAAGAAUCUGUUUUAUCUACAUCACUACUUGAAAUUCUCCUUGAAUGCAGGUUUUAUAUUUUCUGCAUCCAUAGAAUCGACUCUUCUCAGAUUCUGUACUCUUCUCAGAUUCUGUAUGCAAGUAAAAUUGGUGAUUAUUUCCAAA
Jatropha curcas is the source of this 933-nucleotide messenger RNA. It is a transcript of the gene OEP16-1, whose product is annotated as outer plastid envelope protein 16-1. Lineage: Eukaryota; Viridiplantae; Streptophyta; Magnoliopsida; Malpighiales; Euphorbiaceae. The record is from RefSeq and is a predicted model, not a curated record. Gene Ontology annotation, molecular function: amino acid transmembrane transporter activity. Gene Ontology annotation, biological process: protein import into chloroplast stroma. Gene Ontology annotation, cellular component: chloroplast outer membrane.